AUGGAAGAAAAGAAUCAGACAACAGUGCCCGAGUUUCUCUUCCUUGGCCUCAUAGAUAACCUCUAUCAAAAAAUUUUCCUCUUUAUCAUAUUUUUCUUUGUUUAUCUUGUCACCCUGGGGGGUAAUGUGGGAAUGAUCACUUUAAUAUGGGUGGAUCCCAGGCUACACACCCCUAUGUACUUUUUUCUUAGUCAUCUGUCCUUUGUAGAUGCGUGUACCUCUUCUUCCAUAGCUCCCAAGAUGCUGUGUGACAUUUUUACCGAGAACAAAGUCAUCUCUUUCAUAGGCUGUGCAGCACAAUUGUGGUUCUUUGGUCUCUUUGUGGCAACUGAGUGCUUCCUCCUGGCUGUCAUGGCGUAUGAUCGCUAUACAGCCAUCUGUAAGCCCUUGCUGUAUACACAUAUGUCCCAGCAUGUCUGUGUGCUCUUGGUCAUCGGGCCUUAUGCCAUUGCUAUUAUAAGUACAACGACUCACACAACCUUAACCUUUUGCUUACCAUUCUGUGGGCCACGUAUUAUCAACCACUUCUUCUGUGACAUUUCCCCAUUGCUAUCUCUAGCAUGUGCGGAUACCCAGAUCAAUAAGUUGGUGCUUUUUGUCUUGGCUGGAGCAGUAGGUGUGAUUACUGGUCUGAUCAUCCUGGUCUCCUAUGUCUGCAUCUUGAUGGCCAUCUUGAAAAUUAGGACAGCCAAUGGGAGACGAAAAGCCUUCUCCACUUGUUCCUCUCACUUAGCAACUGUCUCUAUCUUGUAUGGGACUCUUUUCUUCAUCUAUGUCCAACCUAAUGCUAGUUCCCUCCGGAAUAUUAAUAAAAUGAUCUCCCUAUUUUAUACUGUUGUGAUCCCCAUGUUGAAUCCCCUCAUCUACAGCUUGAGGAACAAAGAGGUGAAAGAUGCAUUCAGGAGAACAUUGGAGAGGAAGCACAUAGGUGCUUAA
Molecule: messenger RNA, 936 nt
Organism: Microtus oregoni (creeping vole)
Lineage: Eukaryota; Metazoa; Chordata; Mammalia; Rodentia; Cricetidae
Product: olfactory receptor 998-like
Biological process (GO): sensory perception of smell; G protein-coupled receptor signaling pathway
Cellular component (GO): membrane
Molecular function (GO): odorant binding; G protein-coupled receptor activity; olfactory receptor activity
Source: RefSeq, a predicted model, not a curated record